AGUGAAAGAGUGUGUGAGGGAACAGUGAGCGGGAAGGGAGUCUCCUCUAUUUUGGGGAAUCAGAGUCGGAGGGUCGGCGCACAUCAUCAUUCGGGGUCUGGCAUCUUGGCGACUCACAUCUCGUCGGCACCGCGAUGAGCUUCAAGGUGAUUGCUUCUGUUUCCGAGGCUGAGCGUCACUUGCGAGAUGUGGUCGCACUUGCCUUCCACAAUGGCAAGCUCUACACGGGCGCAGAUGACGGCAAGAUCAAGAUCUGGAGCCCGGACUUGAAACUGAUUUCUGAAUUUCAAGCUCACUCAGUGAACGUUUACAGCCUUGCUGUGACUGACGACACCCUCUACACAUGCUCCAACGACGGCACCAUCCAGGCCUGGAAUUUAUCGAACAAUGAACCAAAGAAAACUCUACAAAACAAUCCCAACAUUGAAGUUCUGAGACUGCAUUUAGCAAACGGCAAACUAUACUCCGGCGAAGACAAAGGAAAUGUUCGCGUCUGGGAGAACGAUGAACAAGUCGCUCUUUAUGAAAUGGGAGAAGAAAUAUGGGAUCUUCUCGUGCAUGGAGACAUGCUUUUUACGGCCCGAAAUUUGGAUAUCAAUAUUACAGAAAUGUUACCAGAGAAACAGAAUCAAUUCACUUCGCGAGGAGCUGUGGAAGGCCGGAGCCCCAUUCGUUUGGCGGGGGACAAGAUUUGCUUCAUGAGCCGAUGUGGAAGGAACGUUCUCCUUCAUGAAACAACAGUCGAAAGUCGUUUCAAACAAGUAGCUCAAAUGAAGGCACAUGAGAUGAUAGUGAAUGCGCUGUGCGUGUCAGAGGAGCCUCAACUGACCAUCUACAGCGGGGGCUACGACAAUACACUGAAAGGCUGGGACGCAGCCACACAGAAAUGCACCGGCAGUCUCGACCUCGGUGUCUGCAUCAAUGCCCUCUGCUCUGGGCCCAAAGGAGAGAUUUAUGUUGCCAGUGCUAACGGACACAUGGUUAGAGUGGAGGCCAAGUAACGCGCCAUAACUACUGGUCGCAAACAAGAGCUGAGGACUGCAAAUCAAAUGCUUCAAAUAUUCAAAACGAAUGCUUCAACACAUAAUACGUCACGACUUAAUACAUCCAACAAUAUUACUAUCAUCACUCACAAGAACUAUUGUUAUUGGUAGUACUAUUGGUAUUCACUCACAACUAUAAAAUAUGAUGAAGCUCCCCAGCUACGAAUUUGGCACUUCACUGAAGGUGUGCAAUAGGAUAUCAUUUGAUCGUAAUCUAAGUAAUAAUGAGAGUAAUUAGAACUGAGAUAUACACAGACUUAUCAUUGAUGCACAUCGCUAUCUGUAAUAAUCGAAAACAUUCUAUGAAAUUAGUUCAGUCAGAAGUGGUAAACAUUAAUUUGGUAUUCAAACUGAUUGUAUGGAAAUUAAAUGCUUGGAUUAUUCGUAAUAAAUGCCUCAACAGAUUAUAAAUUAUUUUAAAACUUGACCCGUAGUAAAAAAAAGUGAAUUCGUAUGGCUUUUAUUGGUGGGGAGUCCCUUGGGGGAAGGUCCCACCGCCUGAAUAUAUAAUUCAAGCCGUCAAUGGGCCGACUGUCAUAUUACGACUGUCAUACUUCAGCCCGUAGUACUACAUAUCCUGGUUUAUGAAAAGAGGAGUGAGUAAGGUAUUCAAAAUUGAUUCUAAUAACAGGUUCCUCAUUAUAGUAUUUGAAGAUUUAGUGAAGUGAAAUCAACGUAAAACAUCAAUAACUCUUUAUUCAAACAACAUAUCUAAUAAAACAUAUCUUACAAUAAUUACAAGUGAAAACGAAUCACUGCUAUUCAUACUAAGUUACAUUCCACAAUUUAUACUAUAGAUAAAUAUUAUAUCUAAGUCGGAAUACAAAAGUAUUCAAAAGAUGUCGCAACAUGAGGGGUAUAUUUAAUAAAUGCAAAUUUGAUGUGAAUAUCAUUAUAAUUGAUGACGUGCCAAGGCCAGUUGCACAAACUCCUAUCAUGAAAGUGCGAUCACUGGUGAAAUGAUGAAUGCUUCAUCAGAUAUCAUACAUUCAUUUGAGUGUAAAGAAAUGGCCAAUAAGUAUUGAGGUACCGGAAACGUAAAUUUUAAGAAGAGUAAAAUAAAGUAGCAGAAAUUUAGGUUUGUUAGAAUUUGCUAGCCCAGCGAGGGGCUUGGAUCGCAAUUCAUGAAUCGCAUGGAAUUCAUGGAUCGCAAUAAAACUGGCAUUUUUAAAAUGUCAUUGUCAUAAAAUAAAUAGAAAAGUUUUUUGACAAGAAUCAUUCGUUAAAAAUGUUUGAUUAGGGUAAAAAUAGCUUUAUUUUAUGACUUAUUUUAUAGCUAAUCUACAGGGUAAACACUUUUUUAAGUGUUGAAAUACAUUUCGAGUUAUUUGAGAACUCACUCAAACUUCAAAGCUUUUAAAUCAAUGUUCAUCACAACCAAAUUGAAACAAGUUUAAUUUAAAACUCACAAGUUAUUUUAGUAUUUUGAUACAAGUUUUAAGAUGAAAUUAGUUUCUUUGAAACUUGGUCUCUUGAAUAUUCUAUUGAAAAGUCAAGCCCCCAUAAUAACUCAUAUAUCAAGUGCUGCAACAAGGUACCUAAUUACACCUUCAAAAUUGAAAUUCGGUGAAUGUAUUUUUAGUUAUAAGAUAUUUAAUGAUCAAUAUUUUGAGGUACAUGAUUAUAUUUUGGAAGUAGCCUGAACAGGCUAUAAUAAUAUGAUUUAUACUAUGCAUAUUUUUAUGCAAUAUGAUUCAAAAU
This is a messenger RNA of Nilaparvata lugens (brown planthopper), 2744 nucleotides long. Its product is annotated as zinc finger CCCH domain-containing protein 17. The transcript has 5 exons. NCBI's taxonomy places the organism in Eukaryota, Metazoa, Arthropoda, Insecta, Hemiptera, Delphacidae. The record is from RefSeq and is a predicted model, not a curated record. Gene Ontology annotation, molecular function: protein binding. Gene Ontology annotation, biological process: ribosomal large subunit assembly. Gene Ontology annotation, cellular component: nucleolus. Bases 135 to 1001 code for a protein of 288 amino acids.